Messenger RNA from Telopea speciosissima, 1780 nucleotides. RefSeq names its product omega-3 fatty acid desaturase, chloroplastic-like. The coding region runs from base 41 to 1423 and encodes 460 amino acids. The transcript is spliced from 8 exons. Gene Ontology annotation, biological process: lipid metabolic process. The record is from RefSeq and is a predicted model, not a curated record. NCBI's taxonomy places the organism in Eukaryota, Viridiplantae, Streptophyta, Magnoliopsida, Proteales, Proteaceae. Gene Ontology annotation, molecular function: oxidoreductase activity, acting on paired donors, with oxidation of a pair of donors resulting in the reduction of molecular oxygen to two molecules of water.
CUGAAUUAAGUAUCUUUGUUUUUCUUCAUCUGGGUCGGUAAUGGCGAGCUGGGUCUUGUCAGAAUGUGGUGUCAGACCCCUCCCCCCCUCUCGGGGAUUCCCUCGACCCAGAACUCGAUGUUUUUCUAACGACACCACCAAGUUUAGAUUGCCCGUUCGUCCAACAGAUCUCAGUCGCCUUGCCAUCUGCUGCGUCUCUGGUGGUGGUUCCAGAGGUAGAGAGUGGGGGUUGAAGGUGAGCGCUCCUUUGAAGGUCCCUUCCAUCGACGGAGAGGACAAAGAGGCAGAGAAGAUGGGCUUGAAUGGUGUGAAUGGGAUUAAUGGGAUCGGCGAAGAAGACGGUUUCGAUCCAAGUAAUCCCCCUCCCUUCCGUUUGGCCGACAUUCGAGCAGCCAUACCCAAACAUUGUUGGGUUAAGGAUCCAUGGCGCUCAAUGAGCUAUGUUGUUAGAGAUGUGGUUGUGGUUCUUGGGUUGGCUGCUGCUGCCGCUUAUCUCAACAAUUGGCUUGUCUGGCCUCUCUAUUGGGCUGCGCAGGGAACCAUGUUCUGGGCUCUCUUUGUUCUUGGCCAUGAUUGUGGCCAUGGAAGCUUUUCCAACAACCCUCGGUUAAAUAGUGUUGUUGGGCAUAUCCUCCAUUCCUCAAUCCUUGUACCCUACCAUGGAUGGAGAAUUAGCCACAGAACACAUCAUCAGAACCAUGGGCAUGUCGAGAACGACGAAUCCUGGCACCCGUUACCAGAAAGGAUCUAUAAAGGGUUGGAUGACAUUACCAAAAAGAUGAGGUUUACGGUGCCUUUCCCUUUGUUGGCAUAUCCAAUCUAUCUGUGGAGUAGAAGUCCUGGAAAGAAAGGAUCCCAUUUCGAUCCCAACAGUGACCUCUUUGUUCCCAGCGAAAAGAAGGAUAUUCUCACCUCCACCCUGUGUUGGUCGGCAAUGGCCACAUUGCUUGUGGGAUUGAGCUUUGUGUUUGGACCAGUUCAAAUGCUUAAGCUUUAUGGGGUUCCCUAUAUGAUUUUCGUCAUGUGGCUUGAUUUAGUGACCUACUUGCAUCACCAUGGCCACGAGCAAAAACUUCCUUGGUACCGUGGGAAGGAAUGGAAUUACUUAAGAGGAGGGCUAACUACUCUUGAUCGUGAUUACGGAUUGAUUAACAAUAUACACCAUGAUAUAGGGACCCAUGUGAUUCAUCAUCUCUUCCCACAAAUACCACAUUAUCACUUAAUUGAAGCGACUGAAGCUGCUAAGCCUGUUCUUGGGAACUACUACAGGGAACCGAAGAAAUCCAGCCCUCUACCAUUUCACUUGAUUGGAUAUCUAAUAAGGAGUAUGAAAAAUGACCACUUUGUUAGUGAUACAGGGGAUGUUGUAUACUACCAGACUGACCCCAAUCUUUUUGGUUCUUCGGGGAAGAAGUCAGAGUAGAAGAAUUAUUCAAGCUUAGCCGAAAUAGGGGAAGAUUCUAACACUGCUUAGAAUAAUUUUUCAAGCUAAAUGCUAUGGAGGAGGAACUCCCAUUCUGCUACCCAGUAAUUGUUUUUAAUAAUUUUCUUCCAAAAUCCUGAAGUGGAGAUGGUAUUCCUCACAAAGACAGUUGAAGCCUGAACUGGAUAAAGCCUAGUUUAUAGUUAGCUUUAGUAUAUAAUAUUUGAUUAUAAGUGGCCCCUGUAGUGAAAGUAAGCAUUUGUAGCUAUUUAUGCUGAAAGAAAUUUUGUUUUCAGCAUGCUCUGACCAUUUUCAAUUAAAAGAUUGAGAUGGGAACAGAAAGAAAGAGAAAUUUUU